Messenger RNA from Vitis riparia (riverbank grape), 719 nucleotides. Its product is annotated as protein TIC 20-I, chloroplastic-like. NCBI's taxonomy places the organism in Eukaryota, Viridiplantae, Streptophyta, Magnoliopsida, Vitales, Vitaceae. The record is from RefSeq and is a predicted model, not a curated record. The transcript has a single exon. Bases 15 to 647 code for a protein of 210 amino acids.
CUGGGUGUGCUUUGAUGGAUUCCAGGGCAUGUAAGCCUGUUACUAGUCACCAGGUUUUUGCAUGCUUUCCUCAUUUGCCUGCCAGGACUGCUUCUUUAAGCAUCAGGAGUUCAUGGAGACCUUGUCAGGAGCUGAAAUCCUGGUCUUUUGGAGGAAUGCCACUUUCACACCUCUCUACUGCAUCAACCCCACUUUUAAGUGGGGAUCAAGGUGGCCUGUCACACGCACUCCCCAUGCUACCAAGACAGCCAAGAUCUCCAACUCCCCUUAGAGCUUCCAAGGAUGUUCCAUACAGCUUCCGCUACCUUCCAAUGACCAAAAAAACACAAUGGUGGUGGAGGACUUUAGCAUGCCUCCCUUAUUUAAUGCCCCUCCAUGAGACAUGGAUGUAUGCUGAAACCGCCUAUCACCUACACCCUUUCUUGGAAGACUUUGAAUUUGUGACAUAUCCUUUUCUUGAAUUCAUUGGGAGGUUGCCCAGCUGGUCCUUGAUGGCGUACUUCUUUAUUGCAUAUCUUGGGGUAGUAAGGAAAAAGGAAUGGCCUCACUUCUUCAGGUUCCAUGUAGUGAUGGGCAUGUUACUAGAGAUUGCUUUGCAGGUGACAGGCACCAUUAGUCGGUGGAUGCCUCUGGCAGUUUACUGGUGAGAAUUUGGGCAGAAUGGACACUACUAGGGCAGCUGCAGUAGCAUUCCCAACUUCAUCAAAUCUUCAUUUGAC